AUGGCAUCUCCCAGCGCAACCAUCACGAUUAUCAUCGCUUCCGUCCUCCACCUGCUCGUCGGCGCAUGGGCCUCGCAGCAUGGCGUGACCGCCAUCUUUGCGUUUGGAGACUCUACUCUGGACCCAGGCAACAACAACCACAUUGGCACUCUGUUCGUGAGCAACCAUCUCCCGUACGGCCGGGAUUUCCCUGGGCACAUUCCCACUGGAAGGUUCACAAAUGGGAGGCUGGUUACUGACAUCCUAAUCUCCCAGUUGGGACUUAAGCAGUUCCUCCCAGCAUACCUCGACCCGGCCCUGAAGGACGAGGACCUCUUGACUGGCGCCAGCUUUGCAUCUGCAGGAUCUGGCAUCGAUGAUGAGACUGCGGAUCUAUACAGCUUGGGAGCACGCAAGUUUUUAGUCGCAGGGAUGCCUCCAACUGGAUGCUUGCCGUUGCAGAUGACAGCGGACAGCAUAUUCCCGUUAUUUGGUCCUCACACACUCCAGCGCAGGUGUGUCGAGCAACAGAACAGGGACUCGCAGGCCUACAACAGGAAGCUUCAAAUCCUGAUCUCGAAGUUGAGUUCCCAAAUGAAGGAAGCCAGAUUCGCCUAUGCUGACACCUACAAGCCCCUGAUGGACAUGAUCCAAAACCCAUACAGAGAAGGUUUUGGUGUAUCGGCCGAGGGAUGCUGUGGGACCGGGCUGGUUGAGACUGGUCCGCUGUGCCUUGUGUUGACCCCGAAGUGCAUUGACCCGUCUCGCUAUGUGUUUUGGGAUUCCAUCCACCCAACUGAAGCUGCAUACUCUCGAAUCGCCGCAGAAAUCAUCAAGACCACGCUGCCAAAGCUCGUUUCCUAG
This is a messenger RNA of Punica granatum (pomegranate), 843 nucleotides long. The record is from RefSeq and is a predicted model, not a curated record. NCBI's taxonomy places the organism in Eukaryota, Viridiplantae, Streptophyta, Magnoliopsida, Myrtales, Lythraceae.